Amoebophrya sp. A25 is the source of this 4290-nucleotide messenger RNA. The record is from the annotation of a GenBank genome assembly. Lineage: Eukaryota; Dinophyceae; Syndiniales; Amoebophryaceae.
GGCAGAUGCAAAUGGAGUAGUAGCAGCUGGUGCUGGUGCAAAUAACAAUGGAUAUGGUUGCUCUGGCGUUGGUGGUGGUGGUAGUGGUCGUGGCGGCGUCACAGAUGCUGAUAAUGCAAGGAGAACGGCUGGGAGUGUUCUCCCUGGUGUUGCUCCACCUCAAAAAUUUGCGUCCUCGGGAACUUCCUCUGGGUCAACAUUAUCUAGAUCAAGGUUCAUAAGUCCCAGUACAUCUGCAGCGCCAGGACGUAGUCGUGGGGGUGGUGGUGGUCACGCAACUACAUCGACAUCUAGCAGCAGUAAACUGACCUCGCCUGCACCUGCGUCUUUGGGUUCAACAGCUGCUACUGGAGAUACAUCAACCUCCUGCCCCUCACCUCCACAGCCUCCACUUGUAAGGAUAGAUUUGCUGUCAGCACCAGAGAGCAAUGGAGGUGGUGGUGGAGGAGCUGCAGGAGGUGAGAGGACUGAAGCUGAAGGGGUUAAUGGGGUGAUUGGGAGUGCACCGAUGGUAGUAGAUAGUACAGGGACACCUUCAGGAGGAAAACCAGUUCCAACUGCACCUUCAGGAGACCAACGUAAUGUCGCUACUACAACAGCACCUCCCCCGGAUAGUGAAAGUCGUGGCCCCUUUCGUGUAGGCGCUGCUUGGCUAUUCGCACCAAUAGCAUCCAUCAUCGGCGGACGUGGAAGCGAACCAACUGCCCAAAUACAUCUGAAUGGGGGCGAAGAGGAUGAUCUAGGAGGUGUAGGUGGGACAGUUUUAGCAAUAGCGACUGGACGAGCUAGUCGUGGCGUAAGUGGUGAAGCUGCUGGCGAAGAUCAAGAAAGUGAAAGAGGUAGUUGUCCUGAUAUUAAAAAGUCUGGUCGUGAGCAGCGGUUCAUCCUGCAGGAAGACCCAAACACCGAUGCGGAUGCUCCCGAUCAAGCACAUGAUAGUAAAAAGUACCAGGGACUCCAACUAAUACCUCCGGGUACGACUGGCAGCACGAGUACGCAAGACUUAGAACUGUCAAAAGCCAGCACGAGUGCUGCUGGUACCACCAUGCUCAGUAGCCUGGCGCAUUCAGAGCGAGAGCCUGGCUGUACUACACGGGGGCAAGAAGAUCUAAACGUGAGCGGAAUGCAGGUCGAGGAUUUCGGUACUUCAACACAAGAUCUUGGGAGUAGUCCACUCGUUCUUGCGGCCUCCAGUAAUGAGUUGUCCUGGCGCGAAGCUGCCUUAGCGUCGUUCGGACAGCUAACCGGUCUGAGGUCUACCGCAAACGCUCCAAAUAGACCAGGACCAGGCUUCCAAAGGGGAACCUCUACAGCAUCAGAUACGGAGAUGACUGCAUCAGACAAGGUUGCGCCUCGACCUGGUGAGCCGGCACGGCAUCUACUGAUGUCGCCGCGGCACGAAAGUGCAAGAACACAAACGGAGUUGCUGUACGGUCCUGCACCAGGGACCUCAACUAGCGAGCUGUCGGGAUAUCCGAAUAAGAGCGACAGAAGUCUUCACGACCCUAAUGGCCUAAAUAAAUGCGGCACCAGCGCGAAGAAUAGCAAAGAACGAAAGUUAAGUAGUAGACUUGUCAUAAAGUAUAAAGAUGAAAUCCAUUUUCAGGAGCAUGAUCUUGUUGAAGGCUUGCUUUUCUCAUUCUCUGUUGACGGAAAAGUACCUACUUACAAAGGACCACCACGAUCGAUGCUCCCAACCACCAGGAGCGAUGCCUCCAUCUCCUUCUCAAGGUCUAAUCAAGAGCAGUGGACUUCUCGACAUCGAGCAAGAUUUCUCGGAUCUAGAAGACAACGUCGAGGAUGGUCGUUUGCCUCGUCGAGGCGUCAGAGCACCAGAUGUCUCAUUAGACUCACAACUAGGGAAAAUCGAUGUUGUUGGCUUCUUCCCAAAUAUAGCAGAUGAUGCUGGAGGCCACGCUGUGCCAGGGCAAGAGCAGCAGUCUUUUCGAAAGAACGGGGUUGCCGCGGCACACGACAAGGCCACUGCAUAUAGUAGAGAGGCGAUGUCAUCAACAUCAACUCCCACAACCAGUAAAAGCAACACGACCCCGUCGUUCUUAAAAAAGAACGAUCAAGUUCAAGGACCUGAGCCACAACAAAAGCCUCGUGUUGGUGAGCCAGAAGCUGAGGAUGCACAACAUGCCCAACCUCAUGCUCAUAGUACUAAAACAGCGACCACAAGUGAUGUAGCUGCGCAUCCAUCAAGCUGUGAGCACGCGGACGUUGUUGUUGUAGAACGGGGACAAGGACCGGAGCAGUCUAGUAAGGCUUCCUCCAUUAAGACUAGUAACAAGAAGGCCUCUUCUAUGUCUGGAGAAGCAGCAGGAGAAGUUCACCUAUGCGAGCAAAUGCAGGGUCUCCGACUGCUUGACCCGCCUGCGGCGAGCGCCAAGAACAACAAGGAAGCAAAUCAGAAUAUGACCCCAACCUCAAAUCGAAGUACUAGAGCGAAAUCAAAAGGAACCCUCACAGUUAACGGCCAGGCGGUGGUGGCUAUUACCGGGUGUAAUACAUCAGGUACAGGUCGUGAGGAAGGUGCGAGUACGGGAACAGGAGACCUUCGUAGUUGUAUUAUGGAUGGGGAACAACACCAAAAUUGUUCUGAAGCCCAUGCAGCGGAUCCAUGUGCUUCUGACGGAGCAGGAGAUGCACAGGCGCAACAACAACAUCAUCAUGGAUCUUCAAUGACCGAUAGGACGAGUGGUUGUGAUUCAACUACACAACAUCAAGCUCAAGGUCCAAACGUUUACGUUGACCCACAACAGGCGGACCUAGAUCUUCCUAGUCAAACAAGGCCUGAGGUCCCGACUCGAACCCUUGGUAUACGCAAUAGCUUUUGGCGCCAAUUGUGCAGAUGUUCACGGGAGCCAGACUUUACGGAUGCCCUCGAUCGCGUAUUUUCUAACUUUUUUUUCGUGAAGAUUGAUUCAUCUGACUUCUUAGCACGAUAAUAUAUUUAUAUUUAUCUGUACGUACCUCCAGCUUAAAGACACACGUUAAUAUUUUUAGUACAACAUUGUCGUGCACCAGGAGCUGUAACAGGUGUGAUCGUCCAAUUUCGCACACUCCGAUACUACCACCCACAGGCUCAUAAUCUGCGGACAGCGUCGCGCGAGCAGACGAUAGAUGAUAGUUCUGGCGCUAGCAGUGCGCAUCAACUCCAACUGAUGGAGCAACUCCUAGUUGAGCAAGGUGAAGGUUAUCAAAGUAGCUACUUCGAGAUGCCGACAGACCCUCUUGGCUAUCUCCAUCCUCGUUACCACGUAUCGGAAUUGAGCACCCUCGAGGAAACGCGGCCUCCGCGGAUAGCCAGUGAGGCCUCGACAAGCUUACACGCGAGCUCGUCCAGCGUUAUUUCAAUUUCGGUUCUCAAAAUAAUAUAUGAUCUUCUCUGUGUUUAUUGUCUUUAUGUUUAUUUGCAUUUAUAGUGGUCGUAGGACAGUGAUAGACCUAGAUGACGACGCCAUCCGGAUGGUCGCCCCUCCUUGGUGGUGGGGGGACGUUCUGUAGUUAGUUUGAUUCUCACUUAGCAGUUAUUGAGUGUCAGCAGUGGUAUCUUUGAAGUUAUUUAAACGCAAUAUUAUCUGACCACAACCACAACCAGGGCCGUCUCUCCGUUGUGGCAGGGACAGCUCCGCAGCACCAUGGGCUUGUGAGGCUACCGGGAAACCGACAACAACGACAAAACGCGCCCAAUCAAACUCCUGCUGACCGUGCCUUGGAUUCCAAUCAUACAUACAUAAUCGAACGUUUGGAGUUACGAUCAAAUAUUUUUGUUCUUGUGAUGUUCGAUAGUUGAAGUUGGCGUAGGCGUGCCUCUCCUGUACUCGUGGUCGUUUCUAUGAUGGUUAACGUUAAGAAAGUAGAUGUUAUAGUACCCAUUUCAGAGUAGUUUAUAGCACGCAUGGUGCAUGGAGUAGCAUGGAGUGCAUGGAGCGCAGAGCUUUAAGGGGCGCAAGAAGCUCCCCCUUUAGCUCCAUGCUACUCCAUGUGAUCCAUGCACUCCAUGCCAUGCGAGCUGUGAAACCUUAUAGAUUGCUCUGCCAUUUAAAUAGUGCAAAAGCAAACAUGGGAAGAUCUCGCAUGGAUACCAUGCGAUUGGGUUCGUACUGAUCAAGAUGUGAGACAGCACAUUAGGUUUAGGGAUUUCCUGUUCAUCUCUUCUAACUUUGGAGUUGAAGAAACGAAAUCGGGAUGAGAUAGAUUUUUUCAACCCAAAUCUGAACCCUUGCGUGUAUGACGAGGCAAGCCGUUGCCUCCGUCCACUGCUUCCAGACCGGACACCACGCC